This is a messenger RNA of Ricinus communis (castor bean), 2665 nucleotides long. RefSeq names its product MLO-like protein 9. The transcript has 15 exons. Gene Ontology annotation, cellular component: membrane. The record is from RefSeq and is a predicted model, not a curated record. NCBI's taxonomy places the organism in Eukaryota, Viridiplantae, Streptophyta, Magnoliopsida, Malpighiales, Euphorbiaceae. Bases 750 to 2348 code for a protein of 532 amino acids. Gene Ontology annotation, biological process: defense response.
CAGGAAAACAAUGUCGUUCAAAUGGUGUUUGUCAAAACGCCAAGUCCUGCAAUUGCGAAAAUACUGGUGGUGGAAGUCUGAGCUUAGGAAUCGCUUUUUGUUCAAAUUGAUCUUAAUCAAUGUCAUUUAUACGUGAUUUCAUCCAUCUGUUAAAGCUAAGCUUUGAUUUUAUUCUUUCCAAAAGAAAAGAAAAGGAAAAGGUUUCAAAUGGCAUUAAUGGAUAUAAAUUGAAGGACAUUUAUUGGCAGGUCGGGUACUUGUUUGCUAUUGUUUAAUUAAUAGAUAGAAAUAUCUGUAAUCCAGAAGAAAAAGAAAAUUAAUUAUUUUCCUUUAUCGAAUAUAUGAUCCUUUAUUAUUGAGUAUUAUCAUAUAUAUAAUAUAAGGCCAUUAAAAAAUAAUAAUAACAAAAAAAAUAGGAUACCAGUCACCAAAAAAAUUGGCCAACCUUUAAUAACCGUCACUUGUUUUUCUAGGUGUAUUUCUGGUUCAAUACCGUUAUUGAAUGGGAAAAGACAAAGAAAGAAGGGAGAAAGAAAGCACGCAUUGAUGCAGAAUUGCCAAAGAAUCUCUGUCAAACAUCAUUACUUUCGCUGCAUUAUUCAUCACCUUCAUUGCUUUGCCAAAGCUGUAUAGGAUCAAGAAAAUAUUUAGAAUUAGAUCAUUGAGUUUUUAUAUGCACAUUGUUUGUUGGUGAACAAGCUUAUAUAAUCAUAUAGAAAAGAAAAUAAAAAUAAAGGGCGGUUUCAGAAAUGGCAGGUGGAGAAACCCCAGGUGCAAGGGAGCUUGACCAGACACCCACAUGGGCUGUCGCUGCAGUUUGUGCUAUCAUCGUUUUACUCUCUAUCAUUUUAGAGAAGUUUCUUCAUUGGACUGGAGAGUGGUUUCAAGAAAGACACAAGAGAGCUCUCUAUGAAGCUCUUGAGAAAGUGAAAGGAGAGCUUAUGGUGUUAGGAUUCAUAUCUCUGCUUCUGACAUUCAGUCAGAACUUCAUUGCCCGAAUUUGUAUUCGCGAAAAGUUUGCGAAUACAAUGUUACCUUGCCCCCAAAAGGGUAAGCAUCAUGAACCUGAUUCUGACCCUUUCAAGGAAGAGGACCAUCAUCGCAGGCUUCUAUUGUAUGAUCGCAGAUUUUUAGCAGCUGAUAGCUCUGGUGCAGGAUGCAAAGCGGGGCACGUGCCGCUGAUAUCUGUGAAUGGACUGCAUCAGUUGCACAUCUUCAUAUUCUUUUUAGCAGUUUUCCAUGUAAUCUAUAGUGCCAUAACAAUGAUGCUUGGAAGAUUAAAGAUUCGUGGUUGGAAGGAGUGGGAACGUGAAAGCUCCAAGGAUCAUGAUGCCCUGAAUGAUCCAACAAGAUUCAGGCUCACUCACGAGACAUCGUUUGUAAGGGACCACACUAGUUUCUGGACAAAAAUGCCAGCCCUUCAUUACGUUGUAUGCUUCUUUCGACAAUUCUUCAGAUCCGUUACAAAAGCUGACUACUUGGCCAUGCGACAUGGAUUCAUUUCUGUUCAUUUAGCACCUGGAAGCAAGUUUGACUUUCAGAAAUACAUUAAAAGAUCAUUAGAAGAUGAUUUCAAGGUAGUCGUUGGAAUCAGUCCACUACUCUGGGCCUCUGUGGUGGUUUUCCUGCUUUUUAAUGUUCAUGGAUGGCAGGCUAUAUACUGGGUUUCUGUACUUCCAAUAUUCGUAAUCUUAGCCGUUGGAACAAAGCUCCAAGCAAUUAUAACACAAAUGGCGGUUGAAAUUCAAGAAAGACAUGCUGUAGUCCAAGGAAUACCACUAGUUCAAGUCUCUGACAAACAUUUUUGGUUUAGUUGGCCUCAGCUAGUCCUUUUCCUCAUCCACUUUGUCCUCUUUCAGAAUGCAUUCGAGCUUACAUACUUCUUCUGGAUAUGGUAUGAAUUUGGGUUGAAAUCAUGUUUUCACGAGGAUAUAAAUCUUAUAUACUUGAGAGUUGCUCUCGGGGUAGGAGCACAAAUUCUCUGCAGCUACAUCACACUUCCACUCUACGCCCUUGUUACUCAGAUGGGAUCAACCAUGAAGAGGUCAAUCUUUGACGAGCAAACUUCCAAGGCAUUAAGACAGUGGCAUAAAAAUGCUGUAAAAAAGAAGCACGAGGGGAAGCCUGAUCACAUGCCGACCAAGACACUGGGUGGAAGCCCUAGCAGCUCUCCUGCGCAGUCACCGUCACAUAUGCAUUCUCACCCAAGGGAUCAUGAAUUGACUGAUGUUGAAGCAGACGGAGCAGACCCUCACCAGACAGCAAACAUCAUGGCUAUUGUGGAUCUGGAUGGAGAUCAAGAAAAAGGAAGUCACCCAUAUGGUCAACAACAUGAUCUACUAAGUUGAUAAUGUUUUAGGGCUUAUUAACCAGUGACCGAAGGUGACAGAGAUUAUGCUGCUGCUGUUUUAGCUGUAGAAGUAGAUUUAUUUUUCUUAAAAAAAAAUUUUACAGCCCUUUAACUUCAAGAAAGGGAAAUUAGCUGGUUCAAAAAAUAGUUUCCCUUCAGAGUUGAUGCAACGGAAGAUCACCACCAUCCCUCUAUUGCCUGAUCUUCUUUUUGGCAAAGCCUUUGACUGUAAUUAUCGACUACUGACUUAAACUUCUUGAUAACAUUAAAGGAUAUGAAUAUAUGUGGUUUAAUCCUUCAUGGGCACAUUUUUAA